CGUUCUGGGUUUUUUUGCCGUUCGCGUGUCUUUUUCUCCUGGAUCUUGAGAGGAUGAAGGAGCUUUCUCAAGUUUUCUGUUUGUUUACGUGAGUUUUUUGGCGUGCUCCACGCUUGGGAGUCCUGCUUUGUGGCGUCCAGAUGUUGCCGGUGCACGUGUUUGAGAGCGUAUGGAAUUCAGCCUGUCUGUUGACAUGAUGCUUUACCGUGUCAAUAGUCGUCUGCAGAGCUUUCCUGAUGGAGGAGGGACGCUGUAACAGCCUCUGCUUUCCUCUGGAAUCAGCUCCUUCACAUACAAUCACAUUCAAGCUCUCCUUCAGGUCCUCUUUAGGGUUUUUAGACUCUGUCAGUUCUCUCAUCUUGUGGCACUUGGAAUUGGUCAGCAUGUACCACAGAUGGUUUUUGCUGCCUUGUUUUUCCGGUAUGCGCUGUAGUUAACGGUUUGUGACGGAUCUGUCUUGGCAUCUCCGUUCUUGGACGUGUUUGUUACGAUCAUGGGCUGUGUGUUCUCCUUACCGGAGGACCGGCUGGUCGCCAUAGAUAGGGCUCCAACAACCAGGGAAACCAGUUUUAUUGACAAAAUGAAGAAAAUGGGCAAGAACAUUGUGGUGUUUUACGGCUCACAGACAGGCACGGCUGAAGAGUUUGCCAAUAGACUUGCAAAAGAUGCUCAUCGCUACGGCAUGAAGGGAAUGGCAGCAGACCCAGAGGAAUAUGACAUGAGCGAGCUCUCUCGUCUGCCUGAGAUUGAGAACUCAAUAGCGAUCUUCUGCAUGGCCACGUAUGGAGAGGGCGACCCUACUGACAACGCUCAGGACUUCUACGACUGGUUACAUGAGGGCGACGCCGACUUCACUGGAGUUAAAUAUACAGUGUUUGCACUGGGCAAUAAGACAUACGAGCACUACAACGCCAUGGGAAAGUAUGUGGACAAGAGAAUGGCUGAACUGGGAGCAACGAGGAUCUUUGACCUGGGAAUGGGAGACGAUGACGGAAAUCUUGAGGAGGACUUUGUGUCGUGGAGAGAGCAGUUCUGGCCGGCCGUGUGUGAACACUUUGGAGUCGAAGCAACGGGUGAAGAAUCCAGUAUUCGUCAGUAUGAGCUGAAGGUACACACUGAUCUGAACAUGAAUAAGAUCUACACUGGAGAGCUGGGACGCCUCAAGAGCUUCGAGAACCAGAAGCCGCCUUUCGAUUCAAAGAACCCUUUCCUGGCUCCGGUCACUGUGAACCGCAAGCUCAAUAAGGCUGGUGACAGACACCUGAUGCACCUGGAGCUGGACAUCACAGGCUCCAAAAUCAGGUAUGAAUCAGGAGACCAUGUGGCUGUGUAUCCCAUCAACGACAGCAACAUCGUCAACAGGAUCGGUGAUCUCCUCAAAGUGGAUCUUGACACCGUUAUCUCCCUCAACAACCUCGACGAGGAAUCCAAUAAGAAGCAUCCGUUCCCCUGUCCCACCACGUACCGCACCGCUCUGACUCACUAUCUGGACGUCACCAGUUCUCCACGCACAAACGUGCUCUAUGAACUGGCACAGUACGCCACUGACCCCAAAGACCAGGAGAACAUGAGGAAGAUGGCCUCCUCUUCACCUGAGGGCAAAGCGCUGUACCAGAGCUGGGUGCUGGACUCCUGUAGGAAUAUUUUGGCUAUUCUGGAGGAUUUGCCGUCUCUGCGGCCGCCCAUCGAUCACCUCUGUGAGCUUCUGCCCCGACUGCAGGCCCGCUACUACUCCAUCGCAUCCUCCUCCAAGGUUCAUCCCAACAGCAUCCACAUCUGUGCCGUCGUGGUGGAGUACAAGACUAAGACGGGUCGGGUCAACAAAGGAGUCGCCACUAACUGGCUGAAGAACAAGAUGCCAACCGACAACGGACACAAGGCCACGGUGCCCAUGUACAUCCGCAAGUCUCAGUUCCGCCUGCCCUUCAAGUCCACAAACCCAGUUAUCAUGGUCGGACCGGGCACUGGCAUCGCCCCCUUCAUGGGCUUUGUUCAGGAGCGCAAAUGGCUCAAAGAACAAGGCAAGGACGUUGGAGACACAGUGUUGUACUAUGGCUGCCGUCACAAGAACGAGGACUUCCUGUACCGAGAGGAACUGGAGGAGUAUGAGAAGACUGGGGUUCUGACGGCACUCAAUGUAGCUUUCUCCAGAGACCAGGCAGAGAAGGUGUACGUACAGCAUCUGCUGAAGAAGAACAAGGAGGUCGUCUGGAGGCUGGUUCACACAGACAACGCUCACAUCUACAUAUGCGGAGACGCGCGUAACAUGGCGCGGGACGUCCAGAACGCCUUCUACGAGAUCGCAGAGGAGCUGGGAGGAAUGAGCCGCACUCAGGCUGUAGAUUACAUCAAGAAACUCAUGACUAAAGGACGCUACUCGCAGGACGUCUGGAGCUAAAUGAGCUCCGCUACAUUCCCCUUCUGUACAUUCCUGAUGUGUGCAUUCAUGAGGAUGAGUCUAACAUUUUUGCUGUCGUCGUUUGGGGAAAAAAAAAAAAAAAACAGACACACACAACCUCAUUCUGAAGUGAAUUAUGUCACAUUAUGUUAGAGAGAAAAUCCUGUGUAGAAUCAUGAUCUUAACAUACUAAUCAAAUACAUGAUAUGCAUGAAACUUUAUAAUCAGUAACAUGGUAAUUUUUAGCAUCCACCAAACGCAGUGUCUGUAGAGCUGGAUUAAUGCUGUAAUGGUACUUUGUAAGCGUGAAGAGGCAUUAACUUACUCUUAUUGUUAUGAACUUGAUGAAAGUGGUUUUAAACAUGCACAAAAUAACCUUUAGAUGUUAUAAACGUCACAACCUUUCAUUUUGGUCUGAAGUAAAAGCAUCUGAAUGUCUAUAGAUUUUUCUUGUCAGACUUUUUUAUUAUUAUUAUAAUGGUUGAAUAUGAAUGUAAACUCAUUUCAAAGCGGAUGACCCACACAGAUUUCAUUUUUCUUUAGGUGCUCAAGUUCAUUUGUCAUAAUUUCAUUAUUUUUUAUGUUCUCUGGUAACAGACAUACUCUGUCUCUGAGAGUCUUGUGUGUGUGUGUGUGUGUGUGUGUGUGUGUGUGAUAUUGAGACACAGACAAGGGAACAGAUGUUGGUCUGGAAGCUCUAGUGCCUUAUUUACUGUGUCAUUUGCAUUAGUGUAAGAGUUUACUAUUUGGGAAGAUGAUAGAAUUAUAUAAAAUAGUAGUACAUUUUUUUUUUUUUUUUUUAUCACAUAAUCAUAAUUUUAUAUGCACUUGUUGUUUCCAGUACAUACAGCUGUUUAGGCCUAUUUGUAAUAAUUAAAUAUAAAUUUAACAUCA
Molecule: messenger RNA, 3292 nt
Organism: Labeo rohita (rohu)
Lineage: Eukaryota; Metazoa; Chordata; Actinopteri; Cypriniformes; Cyprinidae
Gene: porb
Product: P450 (cytochrome) oxidoreductase b
Exons: 15
Coding region: 494-2398 (634 amino acids)
Biological process (GO): response to hormone
Cellular component (GO): cytosol
Molecular function (GO): FMN binding; flavin adenine dinucleotide binding; NADPH-hemoprotein reductase activity
Source: RefSeq, a predicted model, not a curated record